AUGAUGAACUUUUAGAGGCAACAAGAUAUAAACGCAGUUGAUUUCUUCGGAUAUUACCAUUUGAUGAAUCAAUUUGUUAUAAGAUCUUGCAAGGAUUAGCUUACAAGUAUUUAAGUUAAAUAAAAUUCACUUUUUGAAGUAGGGUAUAAAAUUGGGAGAAGUGUAGUUGAAAAAAUUACAGAAAAUUGCUUAGAUAAAUUCAAAGAAGAUGUAGAAAAGAACAAUGCAAAAUGUCUUCCUCAAAUUAAAUUUAUUAGCAAAGAUUUCUGGAGUUAUUUAUUUUAGAAAGACGUAGAUAAAGCUAAUCAUAAUCUCAAAGGAACAUUUUAUUUGAAAGUAUUUACAUUUACAAUGUUUGAAAAGCUAUCAAACACAGAGUCUCCCGAAGUUUAAGAAUUUGUCAGUUUAUGGUACUAAGUUAUUAGAGGAUUAGUUGCUGGAGCUAUGAAGGGAUUAUCUUACCCAUCUGAGGUUUCAGUUGAUUCUGUUCCUCCAGAAAAACCAGAUCAUAUUUAACCAUUUAUGAUAUCUAUUCAAAUAUUAAAUUAUCCAGCACUGCUGUCAUCUCAAAUUUAGCAAAAGUGA
Messenger RNA from Tetrahymena thermophila SB210, 585 nucleotides. RefSeq names its product trafficking protein particle complex subunit 6b. The record is from RefSeq and is a predicted model, not a curated record. NCBI's taxonomy places the organism in Eukaryota, Ciliophora, Oligohymenophorea, Hymenostomatida, Tetrahymenidae. Gene Ontology annotation, biological process: endoplasmic reticulum to Golgi vesicle-mediated transport; regulation of GTPase activity. Gene Ontology annotation, cellular component: TRAPP complex; cis-Golgi network; trans-Golgi network. The transcript has a single exon.